This is a messenger RNA of Puccinia graminis f. sp. tritici CRL 75-36-700-3, 4415 nucleotides long. RefSeq lists its product as uncharacterized. Gene Ontology annotation, cellular component: nucleus. The record is from RefSeq and is a predicted model, not a curated record. The coding region runs from base 685 to 4029 and encodes 1114 amino acids. NCBI's taxonomy places the organism in Eukaryota, Fungi, Basidiomycota, Pucciniomycetes, Pucciniales, Pucciniaceae. Gene Ontology annotation, biological process: regulation of transcription by RNA polymerase II. The transcript is spliced from 10 exons. Gene Ontology annotation, molecular function: DNA-binding transcription activator activity, RNA polymerase II-specific; RNA polymerase II cis-regulatory region sequence-specific DNA binding.
UGAUCAUGCCUCCCACUUUUGUAUCCAGCGGUCGGCCUAGACUCCAUUAACAAUACGCGUCCGCCAACCCCAGCUUCCGCUCUCAGUGACAGUGAGCCUCACCGGCCUCCAAGCUCCCCGUCGUAUCCGCCAGCCACUCUCCACUUUCCUCCCCCCUGAACCUCGCGCUGGACAUAAUCUCAAUAGACUCUCGGCCUUACAGCGAGCUCCUUCCCUAGUCCCAAGAACGCGGUUACCCGGCAUUAUUUUCUAGUGUUCAGACCCGCACCCAUCCCUGUUUUGGCCUUCAGCUUGGGCCAGUUCAUAUACCCUCACCCAUCUCAGAUAAUUAUAAGCCCAGAGAGUGUUAGCUAUGUAUUGGCUCACUCCAGACAAUUGAGGUGUUAUAUUAUAUAUUUCCAACCGUCCUUGAUACUUAGUCCUUCACCUUGGAGCCUUAUAUAUCUGAAUCUAUAUAAAUAAUACAAUUUCGAUCCGAUUCGAUCUUUCCCAUACAUACCGCCAUUCCCUCAGCCUAACCUUCUCCACGUUUUUCUGCUCAGCUUCAGUACAUGCUCUUGAGAAAUUACUCAUCAAUCUGCACUCUCAAGCUACUCUCAUUCACAUACGCACUCUCUGCCAACAGGAGGACUCCUGAGCGCAAUCCUUCAUUUCACUUACCCAGAAUAGCUUCGUGAACGCAUCAUGGUGGACUACCUCUAUGUAUCAAAUGGUGACAAACCCUUUGAGCCGACCAACGAUGAUGUUCACUGGACUCAGACCAACAAUGGCUUUCAUUCUUCAGCAAGCCCAGGUCCUUCUUCCUGGGCAGCUAGCCAAACCAUGCGGGAGUCGUCGGCCAUGUUUCCCUCUUCGACAUUUUACGACCAAGAUGCGGAUCUGACUCAAGUACUUCAGCAAGAUGAAUCUGAAAAUCAUCAGUCUAACUCUCGAAAAGCACAUCUGUCUCAUUCGCGCUCUUUUCCCGGCCUUCAUCAUCAGUCCCCAAAUCACGCCGACUUGUCAAGUUUCCGCGCUGCUUCAGCUUCGCUAGAAUUGGCACAACCAGGAGAAUUCAAUGCUUAUUCUUUCGAAUCUCACAUGAACUCAUCAUCCUCUCUAUUUCCCCCCUCCAGCGCGGUAACUCAACAGUUUUAUUCUCAAGAUCCCUACAAUCAGUACCAGGAGCAUCAGCAGGCCUCUUCCAAUGGCUUGCAACCGAACCUCGCUGGAAUGAACAACUUUCGUUCCCGGAGCGAUAGUGAAGGCUCUGGAUCAUGGGCCGGGAUCAAUACACCAAUGACUCCGAGCGACAUGAAUGUGAACAACGGAGGAUAUAAACCUGACCUUGGAUCACAUGGACCAUCUGGCUUUCCUAACAAUAGCAGCCACUUGAGACUCAACACCUCUGAUCUUUCGGCGCCUCAACAUCCAUCUUCGGCACCUGCGGACUCAGCUUUUCACAAUUCGCGCUAUUCAACCUCGGCGCAAUCUACGCUUCCUCCGUCUGACUCGGCAGAUCUCCAACCACAUUCGGCGCAACAUGCUUAUGCCUUGAGUGGCUUCCCAGCACCGCCCGUUCUCCAGAACGUGCGCUCCGGCUCCACUGGCCGUCGCCCUCAAGUUGGAGAGGACUCAAGUAACGAUGCGACAAUUACUUUAAAUCAUGACCUCCAUCACCCCCACCGAUCACUCUCGCCUAACACCCACAAUCAGGCGCUUCAGCCCAUGUCUGCCGGCCCGGCUUACUCCCGAUCCUUAUCCCUUGAGAGUAAUGCCAUGAGCCGUAACCGCUCAACAUCUUCCAACUCUGCUGAGUUUGAGAACCUCCACGAAUGGAAUCCGGCAGCACAUCCAUCCUCCCUGCCAAUGUCUGCUCCUAUCGGCCAUCAAUUUUCCAAUUUACAUCUAGACCCUUCUGAUCAACUGUUUGCCGCUUUCAUGUCUCCAAAGAACAUGAUCUCUCGCGCAGAGCGCGAAGCUCUAUUAGCCCCUUUCAUUCGACUAUAUUUGUCCUCUACCAACCGAUUCAUGUUGGGUGAGCGAACAGUAUUAGUUCUAUCUGGUAAAGUUGCGCAGAAGUCUUAUGGAGCCGAGAAAAGGUUUCUAUGUCCACCGCCUUCGGCGUUAUUAUUAGGUUGCAGUUGGUGGGCUGCGGCUGAUGCUGACCCUCGACGCCCGAUGCCAAGCUCCAACCGCCUUGCCCUGCAUCCACCCACCACUAUCGUCAGUAUGUCAGGAGAGCACAGUAUCCCGACAGAGGCUUAUUCCGAAUGGAUGUCUAUGUCUGGACACGUUGUGGGCGAUCAAGCAUCAUUAGAUGAUGUGGUAAUCGCUGGGCGUUGCGUAGGAAAACAGCUGCAUAUCUCGGAGGUCGACGAAAAGACCAAGAAAGUUGAAGCCUUGGUUCGUGUCAUUGCACCUGGUUUCGGCCCACCCGAGGCUCGUCACAUCGGCACCUUCCCGAGUAAACCAAUCAAGGUGAUUAGUAAACCCAGCAAGAAGAGACAGAGUAUCAAAAAUUUGGAUUUGUGUAUACACCACGGAACUACGAUUGCUCUUUUCAACCGGUUACGUUCACAAACUGUCUCGACCAAGUAUCUUUGUGUUUCGGGUCCAUCGGCAAGCUUCCCGGCCGGCGAUUGGCGUGCGAUGAGCGGGAUGGAAGAGAAGCCAUUUGCUCCUGGUGAAGAUGCCACCUGUUUUGUUGCGCGCACUUCCGCUUGGGAUCCAUUCAUAAUAUACCUGGUAGACCCAUCUAAACCAGCCACCGUACCCGACAAUGUUGCCCCUGCCUACCCACCCCCACCCGGUUAUCCACGAGCCCCCUCGAAUGCCCUUCCAGUCAGUCCGAACGGUGGCCCGAUUCCGAUUUACUAUAAUCAGCCUGUCGUGCUUCAAUGCUUGAGCACGGCCGUAGUCUCACCUGUGAUGAUUAUUCGCAAGGUGGACAAAGGGUCUACCGCGAUCGGGGGUGCCAGUUUGGAAGGGAACGCGUCGUCUGGUCAACGGGACAUGCCCGUCGCACCCGGUGAAGUCUUAGGAGAUCCGGUGUCUCAGCUUCACAAAAUCGCUCUCGAAGUGAUGACUGAUCCUCAAUCGGCCUACUUGGCUCCGGUCACCUCCCCAUACGCCGGAUUCCCGGGCUCUGGCUCUUUCUUGGCCUGUCUGGGAGAGAAUGUCGGCGUUCAUCGAGCAGAGUCAGGUCGUCAGGCUGUCCCUCCAAUAAUGACACCACCCCCCAGUGCCUCUUCAGCUAGAUCGUUUGGGGGCACCAACUCGGACGCCCUAGCAGAGGCAAACUAUCUCGCCUCUCACCUCAAUCAGCCCAUCCUUUCCUCUGCUGGAAACUCCCGCGCUCGUAGUAACACCCCGAGUAGUACCUUGGACCUGGAUUUGGGUUCCUCGGACGGUGGCAAAGUCAAGCGGCCUCGGAAGGCGUCGGCUUCCUUGCUGCACGGUCGCGCGCUGAGUAAAAACCGAAAACGAGGAGGGUCGAUUAGUUCAUGUGGUCAUGAUGAGCACAGUUCGGAGUCCGAGUGCAGUCAUUCCAACUCCUUGUAUCCACACGCAUCGAAAGUCUGGACUAUCGAAUGUGGUGAACCAGCUGUCUGGACGAUCGUCGGUUGUGACGUUGAACGCCACACGUUCUGGAUUCCACCCGUGCUCAUCAAUGGCAAGCCCUCCUCCCCAGUUUCCCCCGGUGCAGUCAGCGACGUUUUCACUACUCCGAUCCCAGCUGCACCGAUCGGCUACGACAGUGCGACUCCGAUACCGACGAUCUCAAAAUACCUGCCACCCAAUCCGGCGGCCUCUGAUCCACAAGAGCUAAAAAUGAUCAUUAUUUACGGCGCGAAUCUUUCGCCUCAUUUGCACGUUUGGUUCGGUGACAUCCCCAGCCCUCAUGUGGAACACAAGUGUGCCGAGGUCAUCUUAGCUCAACCGCCGCACCAUCCCAUGAACGGCCAAAGCCCAACCGCUAGACAGAUUAUCCUGGUCAGCGAUGAUGGAAUCGUUUUUCCUUCCAAGGUGUAUUUUACAAGCUUCUGACUUGUCCGAUAAUCUUUUGAUGUAAUCUAUGGACCUAAUCUGUUGUAUUUCUCGUGAUCUCUACAUACAUAAAUUCCUUUUCUCAUCGGUUCGAAUAUCCGUGAUAACUUAUCCCCAAUUUAUCCUGCACUACGUAUUUCCAAUUCUAUGUAAAUAUUCAUCUUUCCUUUGUUCUUGUAUUUGUUUCUGAGGAUCUGCAAAAUAAAGCUUGUGGCGUUACACUAGCCCAAACACAGUUCUACUUUUAUUGCUCUUCUCGUUUUAUCUCAAACCCAAUGGUCACUUUUCCUCUCACAAAACAGAAGCAUGUUCAAGAUUAAUCCAAUGUUGUAUAUAGUAGAAGACACAAGAGAAUGAGUAUCAGAGGUCACUUCAAUGGAAGAGAA